GAGUAUAACGGAAAUAUUUAUUAGUAAUACUAUAUUAAUCCUAAAAAUUAAAGAAGAAAUAAAAAAAUUAUCCCUACCAUUAAUUUUUAAUUUUGUUAUGUUAGAAAAAACCAAAAAUACUUUACUUUUAACAAAGUAAAAAACUCAAAUAAUAUUUGAAGAAUCAAAAUCCAAGUCCAAAAAAUUCAGUGAUUUGAAUUGAAUCGCCGGAGAAAUGGGAAGAGGUUUGGGUUCGCAAAACUUGCCGGCGGACGUCGCUCAGCUGAUCGAUCAGUUAGACCGCCAUUGUUUAGCCCCUGAUGGAUCUCUCAUCUCCAAAUCCGCUCACUACGAUCUCCAACUUGCGAGAGAAGAGAUGUCAAAGGAGAGACAACGAUACUUGGAAUCUUUGGCAAUAUACAUUGAAGCAACUGCGAUGGUAGAGGAUUACCAGCAGGCCAUUUCUGUGGCUAAUCUUGGUGGUAUGAGAGAUGUCCAGGGUUUAUACUCUCAAUUGGGCUUGAAAAACCCUCCUCAGGUUUAUGAGGCUCUUGAGCAUAGGAUGGUUGUUGCAGAAGCAGCACAGAGAUUGAGGCUUCCUCUUAUCUCCAAAGACGGUGAGAUUCACGAGGAGGAAACUGAAAAGUGGAGUACAAUGUCAAGAAGUUCUUUUGAUAGCACAAGCACCAGCAUUACAUUAUGCUCGAGCUCAAACUCAGCUUAUCAAACCAAUGCAUCUGCAAUUGGAGCUGUUCCUACUAUUAGUACAACUGAUUCAACAGAACCAGAUGUUGGUGGUGUUCCCAAUCGGUUCCUUGGAAUUACACCUGCAUAUUUAUGGCAAACUCAACUACAUCAGAUGUCAUCAGUGGACGUGGCAGAAUACCAGAGAUUACUUUCACGGGAGAUUGGUGGCCGGUUAGAUGCUAAAUGUGAUAAGUUAGCUAAUGCAGUUGCUAUUGAUGACAUUGAUAUAUCUGCUGCCAGUCAAAAUUCAGCUGCCAGACUUCCAGAGAGGGUGAAGUUGAUCACUGAGGAGAUUGAAAGAGAAGAAGAAGCAUGGCGCGAGGAUUUAUAUUCAUCUAACAGAAAAUUUGCAGAAUACUAUAAUGUCUUGGAGCAGAUCCUUGGUGUUCUUAUUAAGCUUGUCAAAGAUAUAAAGUUGGACCAUCAACAUAAAUAUGAUGAACUACAAAAGACGUGGCUGUGCAAAAGAUGUGAGACCAUGAGGGCAAAAUUAAGAGUUCUGGAACAUGUUCUCCUACUUGAUACUUAUACCCCAGAAACUAUUCCCGCCCUUCACAAAAUAAGGAAGUAUUUGAUUGAAGCAACAGAAGAAGCAUCACUUGCAUAUGAGAAAGCGGCGUCCCGUCUUCGUGAGUAUCAAGGCGUUGAUCCUCAUUUUGACGAAAUUGCUAGGCAGUACCAUGACAUUGUAAAGAAAUUGGAGAGCAUGCAGUGGACCAUUAACCAAGUUGAAAUGGACUUGAAUCCUUUGCCUGCUCACUCCAGCACCUAAGCCAUCUCUCUUCAUAUUCUUCACAAAGGUUCAUGUAAUAUCCAUUGUAGUUUUGUUGUUUCUAAUUAUUUAUUUUUUUCGACACACUACUUUAAACAACCUCAUAAUCGCUGCCAUUUAUACAACCUAUUUUGAGCUUCAGAACUAAA
Solanum pennellii is the source of this 1647-nucleotide messenger RNA. RefSeq names its product AUGMIN subunit 4. Gene Ontology annotation, molecular function: microtubule minus-end binding. The coding region runs from base 215 to 1498 and encodes 427 amino acids. Gene Ontology annotation, biological process: spindle assembly. Gene Ontology annotation, cellular component: HAUS complex. The record is from RefSeq and is a predicted model, not a curated record. Lineage: Eukaryota; Viridiplantae; Streptophyta; Magnoliopsida; Solanales; Solanaceae. The transcript has 13 exons.